AGGUUUCUGUUUUGCAUGGCAGAUGCUAAACAGUGUAAUUAUCGUUUGAUCAAUUGGAAUGUGAAGUAUUGAUCGAGUGAUGGAGAAUGUUUCCGAGCCGAAGUGGAGCGAUGGUGGACAUUCCAGAUCGUGCACUGAUUUCGGUUGUUUAAUUGUGUUCCUGGUCGUGAUACUUGCGACGGUAUUUGUUAGUGCUUUCGCUCUGGUGUACGGAAAGCCGUAUGCGUUGAAAAAUGGUGCGGACAGCUUUGGAAAUUUCUGUGGAGUGAAUAAUGCGGAUAGCAGGUUUCCACCAGCGUUUGUCAAUUUAUCGGGAUUGGAUAUGACUGACCGCAGGUACUUACUAUACUUUGAUUUGGAAAAUUUGGACGAUUCGUUGGCGAUUUGUGUACACGAUUGUCCGAGACGCAACAUUGGAUCGAUGGAUGAGCUUCUGCGAUUCUCGAAAGAGGAUCGAGGGCAUUUUUGCAUGUACGACGUUGAUUUGAGCGAAAGCCAUGGGUUGAACAUGUCCGGUGCAUUGGGGCCUUGUCCUAAAUUCCCCAUUCCAUCCAGUGCUGCUGUGCUCGGAAGGUGCGUCCCAUUAGACAAGAAAUAUGAAACGAAGUCAAUCUACAAUAUUUAUGCAUCGUUGAAUUCCGUCGAUGCGUGGAAUCAUGCCCUUGGGGAUGUCUACACCAACUGGGGUGUUGUAUCAGUGCUGGGAUUAAUCGCUGUUUUUUUGACGACCAUGAUCAUCAUACUUGCUCAUUGCUGUGGGAACCAUUUCACGUCAAUGAUAAUUUUCGCAGCGGCUGCCGUGAGUUUUGCGGGAGUUGUCAUUCUUUGGUGGGCUUACUUCUGUGCGAGAAGUGACUUGGAUUUGACGCCGGUGGACAUGCUGCUUGCGGAGCGAAUUGGAAAUGAAGAAGCCCUUCUAUUUUUCUCGAUUUUCGCUUCAUUAUUCUGUGUUGCUCUUUGGGGGCUGAUCGUUGUGCUCUUCAAGAAACGUGUGGUACUCAAUGAACUAGUGAUGGAAGCAGUGGAUUGCUUGGCUGAUUUGGGGUUUAUGUUCCGGUGUCUUUCAUUUGUGACGCUGCUGACUUUGGGACUCGUUUUCUUCCUUUGGACUUACAUUAUGCUGUGCUUGGCUACAUCCAAUGAUGUGAUGGUGCACAGUGUAGAAAAAGCUAUCGCGGAAGUCCCUCUCAAUUCGACUUUGAUCCGUUCUGCGACUGAGGAAAAUUCUUCGGGAGGAAUAGGUGUUUUGAAAGAGAUGUCAAUGCUUACGUAUACGAAGUGGAUUUGGGUGAAACAUUUUUGGUGGCUGAUGCUCAUAGCUUUGUUGUGGGUGUCCGAGUUUGUUCUGGCCUGGCAGCAAAUGGUCGUCGCAGGUGCCGUUGGUCAAUGGUUUUUCAACAGAUCGGAGAGGGAGACGACGUCGAGAUUUUCAUUCUCCUUCGGCAUCUGGCUUACCAUUUUCAAAUAUCAUUUGGGCUCUGUGGCUCUGGGAUCGUUCCUGGUGGCCACUUUCAAAUUUCCGAGGAUUUUUAUGUUUUGGAUGAAGAAACUGUUUUCGAGGUUUCAGAACAACCCGGUUGGAAAGUGUUGUUCAACAUCAAUGUGCCUCUUUUCUUCGUGCUUUGACAACUUCCUCAAGUUCGUUCAUCACAAUGCUUACACGAUUGUGGCGAUGCAAGGAGUGGAUUUCUGUCCGGCUGCCAGAGUGGCCGUGGAAAUCGUGGAGGGAAAUUCUUUGGAAACAGUCAAGGUUUUGUCCAUGAUCGGGAAUGGUCCACUUUUCUGCGCCAAAGUGGCUGUUACAACUUUGGUUUCCGCAUUCGCCUUGACUUUGCUGAAAGACAAGGAUGCCUCUGCAACGGUUUACAGUGUGCCACUGUUUGCCACUGCUGUGUUCGCAUAUUUCGUUUCUCAUUGCCUCAUCAGCGUUUAUGAGGUCAUUAUGGACACUCUGAUUCUGUGCUUCUGCGAAGAUUACACCAGGUACAAAGGAGAAGGGAGGAAGAGUAAAGGGCGGAGUAUGAGCGAAUUCGCCUGUCCUCUUAGUCUGUACAAUUUGAUGACUUUGGGUUCCAGAGGAACCCGUAGAAACAGCAUUGCUAGAAAGCAUCCGAGUGACAUAGUUUGUCAAGAAGAAAUCCUCGAAUUGAAAGUUACUGCUUGAAAUGCUACCGAUUUUUGAAUUAUUUUUGCGAGUGCUUUAAUUUUUCUGGAACCGUUUCUUAUGUUGUGCUUGUUGAUCUCCUGACAAAUCGCGCAUUUGUGGUAUUAGGAAGCUUUUACUGGACAGGUCGAUGGAAAUAAAAUUCAGCAGGAGAGUUUGAA
Molecule: messenger RNA, 2325 nt
Organism: Notodromas monacha
Lineage: Eukaryota; Metazoa; Arthropoda; Ostracoda; Podocopida; Cyprididae
Source: the annotation of a GenBank genome assembly